UAUCGACCAGCCGGACACCGAGCAGCUGAUGUUCUCCUGGUUCUUCCCUCAUGAACAGCGCCCUCUCCUGGGAGCCUCCAGUAACAGCAGACAUUGUGAAGCUCAAUCUGGAAACAUGGAGGAUUUUUCUUCUUCUGCAUCGACUGAAUGACUCUGGACUUCCUGUUCUGGUUGGUGAUGAGAGCAGAACCAGAACCGAUCAUUUUGAUCAUCAUGGCUUCAUGGAAAAGCUCAGCAGGAAGUGAUGGAGGAAUCCUUCAGGUGUGUCUCCCUCUGUGACCCUGAGGGUGUCCACGCCUUCAUCCUGGUCCUACCUGUGGGUCCCCUCACUGAUGAAGACAAGGGAGAGUUACACACCAUGCAGGACACAUUCAGCUCCAGAGUCAAUGACUUCACCAUCAUCCUCUUCACUACAGACUCAGAUCCUGAACAUCCAGAUGUUGGUAACUUUAUAGAGAACAAGGACAUCCAGGAUCUCCUCCAGAUCUGUGGAGGAAGAUAUUUAGUUCUGGACAUCAGAGACAGACGGCAGAUUGAAGGACUGAUGGAGACGGUUCAGACGAUUAGAGGUGAAAAGACCAGCGUUUUCUCAACACACCUUUUCACCAAGGUGUUGAUUGAGAGGAUUUUAAAAGCAGAACUACAGGAUGUGAAACAGAAGAGUGAAGAUGAGCAUCAGUCAACAAAACAACUCAGGAAAGAGACAGAAGAAGUAAAGAAAAGAGAAGAAGAGCAGAAGAAAAAACACAGAGAAGAAAUUAAAUCUCUGCAGUCUCAACAUGAGCAGCAGAGAAAACAACAAAAUCAGCUGCUGAAGGAAAAGAAUGAAAUAAUUGAGAAAGAACGCGAGAUGAGAAAGAAGGAGCGAGAAGAAGAGGGGAAGAAAUGGAGGAAACAGGAAGAACUGCAGCGAAAAGAGUGGAAACAAAAACUAGAAGGUUCAGAAAACCGAGUGAAAGUUGAGCGAGAGCAGAGAGAGGCGGCUGAGAGGAGGCUGGAGCAGAGCAGGCGGGACCGGGCCAGAGACCGGGUCGCUUGGGAAAAGGAGAAGGACGGCAUCCUGGAGCGGAUGCACCAGGAGCUGAAGCAGAACCUGCAGGAGACCAAGCAGAACCUGGAGGAGGAGCGGGACCGGCACCGGAAGCUGCUGGAGGAUUUCUACCAGAAGAGGAGGAAGUGGACCAACCUGGGCUUCACUCUGCUGCUGUCAGUGUGUCUGGUUUUAUUAUAUCUAUACCACAGCCACUAGCUGCUGGACCAGAACCGGA
Poecilia reticulata (guppy) is the source of this 1268-nucleotide messenger RNA. RefSeq lists its product as uncharacterized. NCBI's taxonomy places the organism in Eukaryota, Metazoa, Chordata, Actinopteri, Cyprinodontiformes, Poeciliidae. Gene Ontology annotation, molecular function: GTP binding. The record is from RefSeq and is a predicted model, not a curated record.